GGAGCACUGGUAAUAUCCCAGCAUGCACUGUUCAUGAAGCGGCAAUGAAAUGCCAACGUGCUAACUUGAACAAAACAAAAAUAAAGUAGGCACAAUAGUUGCCUUUUAGGCAGGACAUUUUAAUAUAGUUUGCCAUCAAAAGUAACACAGAACGUUUGUGCUGAGCUGCAGAGGGACGUGCACUUAAAAUAUGUCUUUGGUUUGCGCAAUUUCCAAUGAGGUCCCGGAACACCCCUGUGUGUCCCCGGUGUCCAACCAGGUGUUCGAGCGCCGAUUGAUCGAGAAGUUCAUCGCGGAAAAUGGAGUGGACCCUAUGAACGGUCAACCACUGUCCGAGGAGCAACUUAUCGAUAUUAAAGUGUCUCAUCCUAUCCGACCAAAGGCUCCCUCCUCUACCAGUAUCCCUGCCAUACUCAAGUCUCUUCAGGAUGAGUGGGAUGCAGUGAUGUUGCACAGUUUCACUCUGAGGCAACAGCUGCAGACAACCAGGCAGGAGCUUUCUCAUGCCCUGUAUCAACACGACGCAGCCUGCAGAGUCAUCGCCCGUCUCACCAAGGAGGUGACUGCCGCCAGAGAGGCCCUGGCCACACUUAAGCCCCAAGCCGGAUUGGUGGCUCCCCAGUCUGUGCCUACCUCUCAGCCAGCCGCUGGGGGUGGUGGGGGGGAGCCCAUGGAGGUUAGUGAACAGGUGGGAAUGUCUCAGGAGAUCAUCCAGAAGCUCCAAGAUAAGGCCACUGUCCUUACCACAGAGAGAAAGAAGAGGGGCAAGACCGUGCCGGAGGAUCUGGUCAGAGCUGAGGAUCUGAGCAAGUAUCGCCAAGUGGCUUCCCAUGCUGGUCUUCACAGUGCCAGUGUGCCAGGGAUUCUGUGUAUGGACCUGUGUCCUUCAGACACGAACAAGGUGCUCACUGGUGGGGCCGACAAGAAUGUGGUGGUGUUUGAUAAGAGUGAGGAGCAGAUUGUCGCCACCCUCAAGGGUCACACCAAGAAGGUCACCUCUGUCAUCUACCACCCCUCCCAGUCCGUUGUGUUCUCUGCUUCUCCCGACUGCACCAUCCGUGUGUGGUCUGUUACCGCCGGCAACUGUGUCCAGGUGGUGCGAGCUCACGAGGGGAGCGUGACCGGACUGUCUCUUCACGCCACCGGAGACUUCCUGCUCAGCUCCUCCGAGGACCAGUACUGGGCCUUCUCUGAUAUCCAAACUGGCCGAGUCCUCACCAAAGUCACUGAUGAGGCUGCUGGCGUUGCCCUGACUUGUGCGCAGUUCCACCCUGACGGGCUGAUCUUUGGGACGGGCACUGCCGACUCCCAGAUCAAAAUCUGGGAUCUGAAGGAGCGCACAAAUGUGGCCAACUUCCCUGGCCACUCCGGCCCCGUCACCUCCAUCGCCUUCUCUGAGAAUGGAUACUACCUGGCCACAGGUGCCCAGGACAGCUCUGUGAAGCUUUGGGAUCUGAGGAAACUGAAGAACUUCAAGACAAUCGCCCUGGACAACAACUACGAGGUGAAGUCGCUGGUGUUUGACCAGAGUGGUACUUAUCUGGCUGUGGGAGGGUCUGACAUCAGGGUGUACAUCUGCAAGCAGUGGUCUGAAGUUCUCAACUUCAGUGAUCACUCUGGUCUGGUUACUGGUGUGGCAUUUGGAGAAAAUGCUCAGUUCCUUUCCUCUGCUGGAAUGGACCGAAGCCUUAAGUUCUAUAGCCUGUAGAUAAGCACCAACAGCUGGGGGAAGAGAGGAUACGUUUGGAGGGGUUAUUAAGUCUCAUCUCAUCUGGUCCUGUGUGACUCAUUUGACUUGGCAGCACAGCUUUGGUUUGAGAAAGAUGUACUGGAGACAAAGUGGGAGUGGGUUGAAUCUUGAUGUAUUUGUGAUGUCCUUUAGUUGGUGAGAUCAGAAUCCUAGAUUUACCAGCCAUUUUGGAUUUUAGUAUUUUGAAAAUGUACCUUUUUGUUUCUGUAUUGAUUUGUAGUUAAAAUCCCAGGGUGGGCGAAGGAACAGUAUUUACAUUUUCAUUUUGUUCCCCAAAAUCCCCCCUCUGGACCUCAAUUCCUCUCUGCAGUAAGACCAACAAGUCUGUUGAGGUAUCUUAUUUGUUUUAACUAAGCUUUGUCACAAUUUACAAGCCAACUUACCUGUAAUGCUGUUUUGUUUCUUAAUGCAUUCUUUCCCUUCCACCCUUUGUACAACUCAAUAAAUGGUGAUUUUUGUAAUAACAUCCAA
This is a messenger RNA of Esox lucius (northern pike), 2221 nucleotides long. Its product is annotated as pre-mRNA-processing factor 19. Gene Ontology annotation, molecular function: protein binding; ubiquitin protein ligase activity. The record is from RefSeq and is a predicted model, not a curated record. Lineage: Eukaryota; Metazoa; Chordata; Actinopteri; Esociformes; Esocidae. Gene Ontology annotation, biological process: protein ubiquitination; DNA repair; mRNA splicing, via spliceosome. The transcript has 16 exons. Gene Ontology annotation, cellular component: cytoplasm; Prp19 complex; U2-type catalytic step 1 spliceosome. The coding region runs from base 191 to 1708 and encodes 505 amino acids.